Molecule: messenger RNA, 1688 nt
Organism: Quercus robur (English oak)
Lineage: Eukaryota; Viridiplantae; Streptophyta; Magnoliopsida; Fagales; Fagaceae
Product: protein NTM1-like 9
Exons: 7
Coding region: 157-1617 (486 amino acids)
Biological process (GO): regulation of DNA-templated transcription
Molecular function (GO): DNA binding
Source: RefSeq, a predicted model, not a curated record
ACAAGAAGCCAAAGACCAACUGCUUUCUCACAACUGCUCUUGUUUUUCUGUAACAUUUUUCUCUCUUAGGUAGGUUCUCAGUAAAGCUUUUUCUGGGUUUCUCAGUAAAACUUUUUCCUGGGUUUCUCAGUAAAGCUUCCUGUGAGUGUGUGUGUAAUGGAAAAGCUGAGUUUGGAUCAUUUGCCACCUGGGGUCAGAUUUAGUCCAAAGGACAAGGAGGUCAUUGAACUCUACCUGAAGAAGAAGAUCACAGGGAAUGAUAAAGACAUUUGGUUUAUUCCCGAAAUUGAGUUCUAUAAAGAUGAGCCCUGGGAUUUACCAUCUAAAAGUAGGAUUGCUACGGAGGAUCAAGAGUGGUUCUUCUUCAAUGAACAGAGCCUGAAGCAUCAGGACGAUAAUCCAAAAAAGAGAAAAAGGGAUCCCAAACAAGAAAGGGUGAACAGGAAAACCAAGGCUGGGUUCUGGAAAUCAACUGGUACAGAUAGGGAAAUCAAGUCUGGAGAGAGCUUGAUUGGAAUGAAGAAGACUCUGGUCUUCCAUAUGGGGACCACUAAGGGAAAAGAGAAGGGAAAAGGGACUAAGUGGGUCGUGCAUGAGUACAGCACAACCCAGAAGGACUUUGAUGGAAAACAUCCCGGUCAGAAGGCCUUUGUCCUUUAUCGUUUAUUCAAUAAUCGAGAAAAGAGCACCAAUGGUGGACCUGCUGCUUCACUUGAUACCUCAUCUCGUAUUGAAGAAAUGAAGUCUAAGUCAUCGCUGGCUCCUGUAUCUCCAGCAUUGGAUGUUCAAGCUGAAACUCAUCAAACAAGUAAUCAAUCUUGUUAUGCUAAAAUUCCUGAUGAAAUGUUAUCUGAUGCUACAGCACCUGUUCCAUGUGAAAAUGCUUCUGUUGCAGAAAAACAGGAGGCAGAAAUGACAUCUUCUGAGGAUGAAUUUAAUGUGGAGGAAUUUUUGAAUAAUCUCUUCCCAUCCACAUUUAAUUUUUAUGUGGACGAAAUGAUGUCUGAUGCUACAGCACCUAUUCAAUUUAAAAAUGGCAACUUCAACUCUGAGGUUGACCAGGAUUUGGAGAAAGCCCCCAAAAUGUUCUACCCCCAUCCACCCGAGCCAUUAGAUUGCAACUUUUCCUCCAUAUCAACUAUAACUACCGCUACACCGGCUGUUUCUUCUCCUACCACAGCUAAAGCUUCUCUUGAAGAAGCACAGUCUAUGCUAGCACCAGCUUCAGUUUGUGAAGCUGACAAUUAUCCCAUGAGUUUUCAAUGUUAUCCAGCAGAAAAUUAUGAUGGAAUAUCAUCUAGCAGUAUACCACCCAUUAAGUACAUUGGUUAUAACACUUGUGUUGCAAAAAAUGAUGUGGUAGAAAAAACAUCUGAUGAGAUGCAAGCGGAUGACUGCUUUUGUUACAAGUCUAGCAGUCAAAAUAAUCUUACUUUUGAUGAUGAAACCCAGGAAAACAUGGUUUCUGCACAGAUAAAUUGGUCUUCUGAAAACUUAUCUUGCAUUGUUAUUAUGUGCAACAGUUUGAUCAAGAGUAUCAAGAUUUGUUGUGGCUUGAAGAUAUCAUCAAAAGUCCAAAGGUUUCACCAGGGUUGUAAAAAUCAGGAUCAUAUCUAGGAUCUGAGGGAGGGUCUUCAGAUCAGAUCAUAGGAUCUGAUUGAAGAUCAUAAAAUUUUACAAUUAAAGGA